AUGGGAAUCCUCCUUGUUUUCACCCUGUGUGUCUGUAUACCCCGCUCUUUCAGUCAGUCAGUGACACAGACCCCAGCAGCGGUGACCAGGAAGGAGUGUCAGUCUCUCACCAUCACCUGUGUUUACUAUGGUUAUUAUUAUUUACAAAAUGGACAUUUCUUCAAACAAACCCAGACCGGGACAGAGUGGGAGCGGAUCUCCAGCGGGGAGAGAUUUGUUGUGUCGGUGAAUAAAGCAGGAAAGACAUUUUCACUGGAAAUUCGGGACGUGAGAGUUGAAGACACCGCCACCUAUUACUGUAAAGCUCAGUACAGGUACAACAUUGCAGUGUUACUGUGGUGGAAAUAUGAUUCUGUGGAUGGAUCCGGUACGAUGUUGACUGUCAUAGCCGAUUCCAGUUCCAUUGUAUCCCAGAAUCCUCCUGUCCAAACCUCUGCUGUGGGUGACACCGUUACUUUAAGCUGUGAGUAUUCAGGUGUCUGUCAGUACACCGUACACUGGUACCGUCAGUCCCCAGGACAGGCUCCGGAAUACUUGCUUCAGAGACAUGCUUCAGGAGAAGAGGAUAAAGAAAACGCUGUUGGGGGGAGAAGUUCUGCUUCUAUCGAUCCUGCCGAGAAAAUCAGCCGGUUAAAUAUCUCCAAACUACAACUGAGCGAUUCCGCUGGGUAUUACUGUGCACUGAGUCAGCGCACAGCACAGUGA
This is a messenger RNA of Carcharodon carcharias (great white shark), 705 nucleotides long. RefSeq names its product T cell receptor alpha chain MC.7.G5-like. The record is from RefSeq and is a predicted model, not a curated record. NCBI's taxonomy places the organism in Eukaryota, Metazoa, Chordata, Chondrichthyes, Lamniformes, Lamnidae. The transcript has 4 exons. The coding region runs from base 1 to 705 and encodes 234 amino acids.